Hypomesus transpacificus is the source of this 3478-nucleotide messenger RNA. It is a transcript of the gene trim46b, whose product is annotated as tripartite motif containing 46b. The transcript has 12 exons. The coding region runs from base 67 to 2394 and encodes 775 amino acids. The record is from RefSeq and is a predicted model, not a curated record. NCBI's taxonomy places the organism in Eukaryota, Metazoa, Chordata, Actinopteri, Osmeriformes, Osmeridae. Gene Ontology annotation, molecular function: protein binding; zinc ion binding.
UCAUACACGGAUACCUCUGUCGUUGACGGUGUAAUUCAUCGAAGUCGGAUUCGAAAAUUCUCAAGGAUGGACGCACUGGUUCGUAUUAGUUCGAAUGUGAAGAGUAUGGAGAGAGAGCUGCACUGCCCCGUGUGUAAGGAGAUUGUGAAGCAGCCCGUGGUGCUGCCAUGUCAACACAGUGUCUGCCUGAUGUGUGCCUCCGAGGUCCUGGUUCAAAAUGGCUACCCUCCCCCCGAGCUGCCUCCAGAGCCCAACUCACCUGCCUCCACGCCCAACACCCGCUCCCCUCGCCAGGCACGCAGGCCCAUGCCCAAGGCUGAGCAGAGGCCCAUCGAUCGCGUUCUGCGAGCUGGGUACGGGACGUAUCCUGGGCGGCGGCGUAAGGAGGGCCCUCCCCUGGUCAUGAUGUUUCCCUGCAUCCCCUGUGGGAGAGACGUGGAGCUGGGGGAGAAGGGCCUGACGGACUGCCUGCGCAACCUCACCCUGGAGAGAAUAGUGGAGAGGUACAGACACACGGUCAGUCUGGGCAGUGUAGCAGUGAUGUGUCAGUUCUGCAAGCCGCCCCAGGCCCUGGAGGCCACUAAGGGCUGUGCUGACUGCAGGGCCAGCUUCUGUAACGAGUGCUUCAAGCUCUACCACCCCUGGGGGACGCCCCGGGCCCAGCACGAACACGUCCAGCCCACUCUCAACUUCAGGCCCAAGGUUCUGACUUGCCCUGAGCACGACCAGGAGCGUCUCCAGUUCUACUGUAAGUCCUGCCAGCGGCUGCUCUGCCCGCUCUGCAAGCUGCGCCGUGCCCACGCGGGACACAAGGUCAUGCCUGUCGCCCAGGCCUACCAGACACUCAAGGAUAAGAUUACCAAGGAGAUUAACUACAUUCUGGCCAACCAGGAGACAGUGCUGGCCCAGAUCACCCAGCUGGAGAGUGCCACCACUCAGAUGGAGGUGAACAGCGUUGCUGCCCGUGAGCAGCUCACUCAGAGCGUCAGGGACCUGACGGCUGCUCUGGCGGAACGCCACGCCUUAUUGGCCCAGGCCCUGGAGGGGGCGCGGCAGAGGAGGGGUGAAGCGUUGGCGGGCCAGGUGGAUGAGAGGCGGAGCCUGAUGGAGAACGCGGGGCUCAUGGCCUUCUCUCAAGAGCUGCUGAAGGAGACAGACCCUUCCUGUUUCGUUCAGGCCGCUCGCCAGACUCACAACAGGUUAUCAAAGUCCAUCGAGGGGAUGCAGUGUUUUUCUCUGGUUGCUGAUCCCUCCUUCAGACACUUCCAGCUGGACGUCUCCAAGGAGCUCAAAUUGCUCAAAGAGCUGCAGUUUACCCAAGCCCCGCUGGCUCCAGUGAUCGACACCCAGCGCACGCUGGCCUACGACCAGCUGUUCCUGUGCUGGCGGCUUCCCCAGGAGUCCGCCCCUGCCUGGCACUUCUCCGUGGAGUACCGUCGCCGGGGGGUGGUGCCGGGGGGCGGGGCCAGGGGUGGGGUGCGGGGGGGAUUGGCCGCUGCCCGCUGGGGCUGGCAGCGCCUGGAGGAAGUGGGCGGGACGAGUGCAGUGAUUGACAGGCUGGAGAUGGACAGCGUGUAUGUGCUGAGGGUGAGAGGCUGCAACAAGGCGGGCUUCGGGGAGUACAGCGAGGAGGUGUACUUACACACACCGCCCGCACCAGUGCUAAACUUCUACCUGGACUCUCGCUGGGGUCUCCAUGCCGACCGUCUGGUGGUCAGCAAGGAGCAGCGCGGCGCCCGGAGCGUCCCCGGACUCUCCCUGCUCCAGGCCGCUGACCGCGCCCUCACUUCCUGUCACCUGACUGCCGACCUCCUGGUGGGGGACGUGGCCAUAACGCAGGGUCGCCACUACUGGGCAUGCUCAGUGGAGCCUGGGUCUUACCUCGUCAAGGUGGGGGUUGGCCUGGAGGCCAAACUCCAGGAGUGGUUCCACCUUCCCCAAGAUAUGGCCAGUCCUCGCUAUGACCCAGACAGCGGCCAUGACAGUGGGGCGGAGGACGCCCUGGACUCCCCUCCUCCCUUCUCCUUCCUCACCAUGGGAAUGGGGAAGAUUUACCUGCCCCAGCACUCUAAUCAUCACCAUGCCAACGGUACCCGCGACCCUGUUACCAACGGCAACAGCCCCUCCUCUCCCGGCGGGCUCACCUACCCCCUGCCCCCCAGGCUCGGGGUGUGCCUUGACUUCGAGAAGGGGCGUGUCACUUUCUACGAUGCCCACUCACUCCGCCCUCUGUGGGACGGGCCUGUGGAUUGCUCCGGCCCGGUUUGUCCAGCUUUCUGUUUCAUUGGUGGAGGGGCUCUGCAAUUACAAGAGCUGGUGGCCAAUCGGAAUGCAGAUCCGACACCGGUCAGGAGGGUUACCAUCCAAUCCCGAGUCACUAAAAUGAAUAAAUAAUCUGAGGUGAUUGAAUGUCAAAUGAAUCGCAAACUAUUUAGUCAGCUACAGCGACACACCUCAGAUGUUUUGUUUUGUAUUUAAUUUGUAUAAGAAAAAUACUUUUUAUUGCUACCAAUAUGCAAAUGUUAUUAAGUUUUGUUACAUUUUUUGUUCACAUCUUUUUGCCCAGUAAUAAUAAAACGCUAAUGUAGGGGCUUGCAAAUUACACAUAACUAGUUAAUAUGUUAUUAUAUCUUUGACGCUUGCUCUAUUUAAUACGUGUUGUUGUAUACAUUUAUAGUGUAUACGAUAUGUAUAUAUGCCUUAUGUGAGAGAUGUAGAACAGCAGGUUCACUUCAGGACCUUGUUCAGAGUCCGUGCUUUUUGAUGCUCCUAUGAAGCAGGCCCUGCUGGUUUUCACUGAUGCUCUUGAAAUGAAAAAUGUCUGGACUGUUAGUGAACUCUUCCUCACCUUCACCCUCCUCAGCAUCCCAACCAAAGUAACCAAUACCUAUAUAUUGUAUUGUACACAAGGAUGUAACUGAGUAGAAUUGGAGGUAGAUCAGAGGCAUAAUAUGAGGCAAUAUUGGAAUUAGUAAUCCUUGCUGAACCUCUAUAGCCACUCUAAUAACACUGCUUAUUAGUGUGUUUAUGCAUUGCUGUUAUUCUCUGUCCAUGGUUGAAUUGAUGGUGUGUGUGAGCGCGGGCGCACAUGUGUACACAUGAGAGAGAGAGAGCGAGAGAGAGUGCACAUGUGUACACAUGAGAGAGAGAGAGCGAGAGACAGUGCAUAUGUGUACACAUGAGAGAGAGAGAGCGAGUGCACAUGUGGACACAUGAAAGAGAGAGAGCGAGUGCACAUGUGUCUGUAGCUGCACAUGAUACUGAUAAUCAUACUUAUACCUGUUGGCUGAUGUUAAUGAUUGCUUUGGCGUACACAAAGAAUAUUUUUUAAUUCAUUUCAGAUGUCUUGAUUAUAAGUUCAUGAGCUGUGCUUGUUAUUAUUGGCUAGAAUUUACCUGCUGGCAGAAUGUUUGCAAAACAAAAAGGAUUGAUGACUUGAAAGUUAAAUAAAGGCAAAUUCUUUUAAGCUACAAGAUGU